Molecule: messenger RNA, 673 nt
Organism: Eurytemora carolleeae
Lineage: Eukaryota; Metazoa; Arthropoda; Copepoda; Calanoida; Temoridae
Gene: EMC6
Product: ER membrane protein complex subunit 6
Exons: 3
Coding region: 90-470 (126 amino acids)
Biological process (GO): protein folding in endoplasmic reticulum; autophagosome assembly
Cellular component (GO): EMC complex; endoplasmic reticulum; membrane
Source: RefSeq, a predicted model, not a curated record
AUUCUUACAACCAUUUCAUAUUAAAAGUGCUUCCUUUAAAGACAAAUUGAUGCUCAACCCAUAGUGAUGAUAUAUUUUUUCUAUUUUUUAUGAAACGUUAUUUUUAUUAUUAUUUUUUAGAUAAAAUGUCGGAUAAGGUUAGAACAAAAUUGGAUAAAACUGGGGAAGUGAAAGCCUACAGUCAAACAGCUAUGGCCAACAACCACGCUGUUAUAGAUUACUGCAGAACGUCUAUGGCGGCCUUAUCCGGAAGUACGGCGGGUAUACUCGGCCUACCAACUCUCUAUGGAUUCGGAUUCUACGCGGUUUCAGUAUUUGUGCUGUGGUUGUUAAUGCUGUGGAAGGCCGGGGUCAACUGGAAGAAAUAUUUCGGGAGCCGUCAGCAACUACUCACCAACGGGUUCUUCGGACAGAUGUUUACAUACGUUCUUUUUUGGACAUUUUUAUACGGGAUGGUGCACGUAUACUAAUUAUUAGGACUGUUUGUUGAGAUUCUCAUUGAAAAUUUUUCCCCUGGUUGUUAGAAAAUGAUGAUGUGUUCCAGAAAAUAUUCAGAGCACGAGUCAAGCAUUUUUCUUGCAAUAUAUUACCUACUGCAUUGUUUUUAUUUUUAAAUAUUUCUAAUUAAAAAAUUAUUAUAUAAAUGAUUUUUUUCAACCAUCAAAUUAGUUUU